CAGAGCCAAGCAAAAGAUAGGCUUGACCAUACUUUUCAUCUCAAUACCUGCUCAGACUCUUUCCCUUCGUCUUGAUUGGCCGUCUUGGCCAAAAUCCUCUUGAAUGAUUUCAAACCAAUCCUUUGGAAACGGGGGAGGACUGUGCUGCUAAUUCCUAACCGAGAGAGGAUUCAAUCCCCCUCCGUUUACCCCUUUUGGGGAGAAAAAGUCUCAAGGCUGGCAGAUUGAGCGUGUAUCGGAGCGUACGUUUCUUGCCUUUAAGCAACAUGGAAUUUUGAAAGUGAUUUCAUAUUGGACAUUUGUGAAUUACACUCGAAUACUAUAGCGUGAAUGUUAAGGAUUUUUUGCUGUCUUUACGUCUUGUGAACCCUUUUAUUUUGCUUAACUCGAGUCCUAGAAUUUUCUGCACAUGCUACGGAGAAUACAUCUCCGCCACAUUGUGAUAUUUGCUAACGUUAGUGCUCACGCAAUGAUGGAGCUAACGUUUUGACUCCAAAAACACAUUUUUAUACGGUAAGAUCUCAAGCGCUCAAUUUCUUUUGCACAUUUGUUUUUUUUAAUCUUUCGGUCGUAAUAUAUAGUUAUUUAAACAAAUACACUGUUGAGUAUUUUAAUUACUUAACAAAUACGAGGAACAAUCGACACAGACUGGACGUGGGUGGGAGGGAACGGUUCAUGUGAGUCGUCAGUCAAAAUUCAUAGAUUCCGUGGAGUGGUUGUAACUUGGCUAGGGUGGUAGAUGAUUUUUACCGAAACUGUGCAACAGAUUAUUAUGCACUUGCGUUCCAUCACAAUGGCUCAGUUAAGGCUCGGAUAACUUUUAACUCGGACCGUGGAAAUAAAUCUUAUCCGAGGAUAUGGCGAAACAUUGCACUGACGGACUUAGGGAUGACCUUAGUAAGGUUUCCGAUGAGGAACUAUUGAAAUGCAGCAAGGAGGAGCUGGUCAAAAGACUGAGAAAGGUGGACAGCGAGAAAAUGAACUUAAUGAUUGAACACGGCAACAUGAUGAAAGAUGUCAACCGUCGGCUGCAGGUGCAUCUGCACGAAAUUCGAAAUCUAAAAGAUGUAAACCAGAAACUUCAGGAUGACAACCAAGAGCUCCGGGAACUUUGCUGUUUCCUAGAUGAUGACAGGCAGAAGGGCAAGAAGCUGUCACGGGAGUGGCAGCGCUUCGGCAGGUACACGGCCAGUGCCAUGUGGAAAGAGGUCGGCCUGUACCAGCAGAAGCUGAAGGAGCUUGAGGCCAACCAGGAGAGCGUGACGCGUGAGAAUUCGGACCUGAAAGAAAUCAUCCUCAUGUUGGACGAGGAGAGGAAUGGAGCAGGGUCAAGGAGCUCCAUUGACAGCCAGUCGAGCUUGACCAACCUCAAUGGGGGAACGAGUAACGUUCGAGACGUGGGGGACGGGAGCAGCACCUCCAGCACGGGAAGUGCGGGCAGUCCGGACCACCACCACAACCACGCACACAAAACUGUGGAGACCAAAGUGGGGACCAUCAUAAGGAGGUCUAUGGAUGACCUCUUGGCUCCAAAUCACCACAGAAGUAUUCCUAAUGGUCUCAACGAGUCGUCUUCAAAUUACAUUCGACAGCUGGAGACCAAGGUACGCAUUCUCGAGGACGACAACAGCAAGCUCAUCUCUCAGCCCUGUGGCCGAUAUAGCUUGUCAAAGAUACAAACAAAGCAGUGCAACCUGGGAGACCUGCGCGCCCUGAGGAAAGGCAUGACCCUCUACCACUCGGAGUCACAGCUGUCCUCACUGCCCAAGCGCCAGGAGGCCAUGCUCAACGGCACUGGGCGGCUGCCCACCAGUGAGUCCUCCCCCUCGGCUGGGUUCUUGAGCUCUGUGCAGAAGCCAGAGGCCGUGGUGCACGCUAUGAAGGUCCUUGAGGUUCAUGAAAACCUGGACAAGCAGAUUCCAGAGGACUGCGAAGAGGACCUCAGUGAGAAAGAGAAGGCUAUUGUGCGGGAGAUGUGUAACGUGGUAUGGCGCAAGCUGGGUGAUGCUGCCGGAUCAAAGCCAUCCAUCCGACAACACCUCUCUGGGAAUCAGUUCAAAGGACCUCUGUAGCUGCCUCCCUCUCUCUCUCCCUCUCUCUGUGGCAUCCAGGGAAACAUGCUCACCUUGAAUCACCUACCCAUAAGACACUGCAGCUUCGGGACAUGGCAGCAUACCCCGGAAUGCUCCCCCUAUAGACAAGAGAAUGCUGCCCUCAUCCGCCUCUCCUGGCCCCUUCAUACACACACACACACACACACACACACACACACACACACACACACACACACACACACACACACACACACACACACACACACACACACACCACGAACUUCCUGCAUAAAACUCACGACGCAACUCACACUUCCAUUCUGCCCCCCAAACCUGUCCGUGGGGCGUUUGAUGACAGGCAGCUUGUUCCGCCAACACACCAACCAUCUCUCUCUCUCGCUCUCGCUCAGUGUUUACACAGUGCUUCAUUGAUGGAUGGGCAAACACCUCCCUCGUGUGUUUUCCGUGCUGAACACCUUUCUCGGUGUCGGUGACGAGUUGCCCUCACGCAAUGACUUUUCUACAUUCUGUAGUGUUUGACUUUGCAGCACUCCUGGGUAUUUUACCACUAGUGAAUCCACACGUGAGAACCAACCUCCAACUGUGUGACCAGUGCCCCUCUCUCCCUCCUGACCGAAGCGUACUGUCGAUAGAAAUACUUCUCAGUAUGUGUAAGAUAAUGUACAAUUAAAGCAAACUUAGCACUA
Molecule: messenger RNA, 2761 nt
Organism: Clupea harengus (Atlantic herring)
Lineage: Eukaryota; Metazoa; Chordata; Actinopteri; Clupeiformes; Clupeidae
Gene: ccdc85cb
Product: coiled-coil domain containing 85C, b
Cellular component (GO): apical junction complex
Source: RefSeq, a predicted model, not a curated record